Molecule: messenger RNA, 369 nt
Organism: Nematocida parisii ERTm1
Lineage: Eukaryota; Fungi; Microsporidia
Exons: 1
Coding region: 1-369 (122 amino acids)
Source: RefSeq, a predicted model, not a curated record
AUGGCAGAAGUAUCUGGGGAUGUAAAAGAGCAUUUCAAAUCCUUAAUCUUGGGCACACCCAUUUUCGCAGCAAUUAAAACUUCGUGCCCAUUUUGCGUUGAAUUUCUAAAUACGAUUAAUAGACUAAAUUAUUCAAACCUUCUUCAGACAAUCAGUGAGGUAAAUCAUGCACCUCUACUGGAAAAGUUGAAAGAAAUAACGUACAGCAACUAUGGCCAUAAAACAUUCCCUAUGAUAUUUAUAAAUGGAAGGUUUAUAGGAGGAAACGACUCAUUCAAUAAUGUACUUAGUAAGAUUAAAAGCAUUAUGAACAUGAAACAAUUAGAUAGAUCAUUAGUAUUAACACCCGAUGGCAGAUAUACUCAAUAA